Molecule: messenger RNA, 1505 nt
Organism: Exserohilum turcica Et28A
Lineage: Eukaryota; Fungi; Ascomycota; Dothideomycetes; Pleosporales; Pleosporaceae
Exons: 4
Coding region: 31-1005 (324 amino acids)
Biological process (GO): protein dephosphorylation
Cellular component (GO): nucleus
Molecular function (GO): protein tyrosine/serine/threonine phosphatase activity
Source: RefSeq, a predicted model, not a curated record
AGCACCAGCACCAGCACCAGCAGCGGCAUCAUGGCCCUCAUUGAUCGCGUCCCCGGCGACCUCAAUCUGUAUAUUGGUGGCAUGUUCACGCUGCGGCGACGCGAAGCCCUGGAGCAAGCCAACAUUACCCACGUCCUGUCCGUCCUGCGCACCCCUCUGGACCGAGACCUGUUCGCCCCCUUUGCGCACAUGGUCGUCGAGGUCGACGAUGUCGACGACGAAAAUCUGCUCGAGCAUUUCCCCGCCACCAACCGCUUCAUCCGUGACGGGCUCCAUGGAGGUGGCGGCGUCCUAGUCCACUGUGCCAUGGGCAAGUCGCGAUCAGCUACCGUCGUCAUCGCUUAUUUGAUGCAAGAGCACAACAUCAGCCCUUCGGAAGCCCUGUCUCACGUUCGCCAAGCACGGUCCAUCUGCGAGCCAAACCCAGGCUUCAUGAAGCAACUCGACCUCUAUGCCGACAUGCACACGCCCGAAGACGUCGAAAACACGCCCGCCUACCAGCGAUGGGUCUACCAACGCGAGAUUGAGCUGAGCCGUGCCUGUGGCCAGGCCCCAGGCGCCGACAAGAUCCGCUUUGAAGACGAGCAUGUCGCUGAUGAGGCUUCAAGCUUUGAGUUGCGAUGCCGUAAAUGCAGGCGCGCACUCGCAACGUCGCAGUACUUACUGUCACAUGGGUCGUCUGUAAAUGCCAAAGACAGUGAGGCCCAAGUCCCUGCUUCGGCCAAAUGUGCACACUAUUUCAUCGAUCCCUUGUCAUGGAUGCGACCUGAGCUCGAACAAGGCAGGUUAGACGGACGCCUCGAGUGCCCAAAGUGCCAUACCAAUGUAGGCAAGUAUGCCUGGCAAGGUAUGCAAUGCAGCUGUGGCGAGUGGGUCGUCCCCGGUAUCAGCCUUGCAAAGGGCCGUAUCGACGAAGCAAGAAAAGCAACCUUUGGCAUACGUCGGCCUCCAGGGGCACCAGUCCAGCCCCCACUAGGCGCGCCUCAUUCCAGGGAGAAUCUUUAACACUACCAUUCAGCCGGAUUCUGGAGCCUCAGGCCGUAGACCAGGCAGGGGUUGGAGAGGACCCCACGUGGCAUCCUCGUCAAUGGCCUCGCGGCUGUCGGUGAUAUUCAAGACCAUCACUCCAACUUGCUCAGCGGCCCUAUUUGCUUCCAUGUCAGCUCUUGCAGUAGAUCCCCGCUAUGAAGGAGCGCUGAAUGCACAAGUCAGCUGAAACUCAACACGUAGUCAAUCUACCGGCUCCCAGUCUACAUGUCAAAAUCGCCAUCAUAAGGCACCAUGCUAGGCCGAUACAACAGCUUGUGGGCUUGGAUGAUCCGUACUGAGUCUGUCAUCUUCUUCCUUACGUGAAUACCACAGGAGCAGUCAUCCCAACUGCUAGACAACAAGACAGCCACGCAGCCUAUCAAAAUCAUCCUUUCGCCAUGUGUUCCCUCGAAUAUGUACAUUUGUGAAGAAAUUCGCGCCCAUCUACCUACCACUCUUUGAUCUAUGGCGCUCUA